GCUCACCAACCUCCAAAAUGCGGCUGGGGCUCCUGAGUGCAGCGCUAUUGUUUGUGGGGAGCUCUCACUUAUACUCAAACCCCGACUCGCCCUCCGGGAAGCCCAGUCUCGGCCCCUCGGUGGAACCGGCCGCUGGUUCCCAGCAGGCUGAAGCCUCCCGCGAGAGGCCCUGGCAGCGGAGGGAAGGAGGGGCGCACACAAAGGACUGUGGAACGGCACCACUUAAGGAUGCACUGCAAGGGUCUCAGAUUAUAGGGGGCACAGAAGCUCAAGCUGGCACAUGGCCUUGGGUGGUGAGCCUGCAGGUGAAACAUGGCCACGUUCUUUCUCAUGUAUGUGGGGGAACCCUAGUGAGAGAGAGGUGGGUCCUCACAGCUGCCCACUGCACUAAAGACGCUAGGUCUUCAAAGCUUCACCUUUCUCCAAAGGCAGAUGUGAAGAACUUGAUGUCUUAUGUGGUGACCAAGACAAAAGCGAUUAAUGGGAAAUACCAUCGUUUCUUGGGUCGUCAUUUCCCCCGCUUCUAUGUCCUGUACACCAUCUUCACGAAAGGAUUUCGGAUGUUAUGGGCUGAUGCCAAAAAGGCUAGAAGAAUAAAGACAAAUAUGUGGAAUCACAAUAUAGAGUUUCAUCAACUUUCAUACCGGGAGAUGGAGCAUUUGAGACAGUUCCGCCAAGACGUCACCAAGUGUCUUUUCCUAGGUAUUAUUUCCAUUCCACCUUUUGCCAACUACCUGGUCUUCUUACUAAUGUACCUGUUUCCCAGGCAACUACUGAUCAGGCAUUUCUGGACCCCAAAACAACAAACUGAUUUCUUAGAUAUCUAUCAUGCUUUCCGGAAGCAGUCCCACCCAGAAAUCAUUAGUUAUUUAGAAAAGGUCAUCCCUCUCAUUUCUGAUGCAGGACUCCGGUGGCAUCUGACAGAUCUGUGCACCAAGAUACAGCGUGGUACCCACCCAGCAAUACGUGAUAUCUUGGCUCUGAGAGAGUGUUUCUCUAACCAUCCUCUGGGCAUGAACCAGCUCCAGCCUUUUCACGUGAAAGCCUUGAGCCGAGCCAUGCUUCUCACACCUUACCUGCCUCCUCCCCUGUUAAGACAUCGUUUGAAGACUCAUACAACUGUGAUUCACCAACUGGAUCGGGCUUUGGCAAAGCUGGGGAUUGGCCAGCUGACUGCUGAGGAAGUAAAAUCGGCUUGUUAUCUCCGUGGCCUGAAUUCUACCCAUAUUGGUGAAGACAGGUGUCGAACUUGGCUGGGAGAAUGGCUGCAGAUUUCCUGCAGCCUGAAAGCUGCUUAUUAUCACCUCUGAGAAAUGAAACAAAGAUAAGAGAUACCUCCACAGCCUAAGAAUCCUGUCAUGUUUGUUUUCUCUUCAAAAAAAUUUUUGUUUUUAAGAGACAGGGUCUCUGUCACCCAGGCUGGAGUGCACUGUUGUAAACUCAGCUCACUGCAGCCUUAACCUCCUGGCCUCGAGAUCCUCCUACCUCAGCCUCCCAAGUAGCCAGGAUUAGAGGUGUGAGCCACCAUCCCUGGCCAUGUGCUCUUCGCUUACUCUGUUGAUGGAGGAGGGUUGUGGAACUGGGAGUGUUCACAGCCACAGGAAAUCCAUCCCUGAAUGGGCCUGCCAUGUUCAGUGGCACCCACACCUCACCCUGCUGACCCAGGUGUAGAUAUACUAUCUCAGGCCAACUUGGACUGACCUGGCAUUUAAUUCCAGCCUGGCUGCAGGCACACGCUUCUGGAUCACAAUAUAGUCGGCAGUCACAACCACAUUCUUCCCGAGACAGGCGGAUGGCUCGAAGUUCUUGCUUCUCUUCAGCAUCAAUGCGGUGGACCCCAGAAGCCCUCAGCAGGGCCCGUCGCCGUUUGGUGGGCAAAGGCUGCAGGAAGAAGUAAUCAUCCACCUCCACAUUUUCCACAUCAAUAUCUUCAUCUGAUACAUCAUCCAGUGUCAGGCCAUCGGCCUCCACCGACUCCACUGUCCCAUUCUUGGUCAGCUGCCAAGAGACAGGAAAGGUUAGCCUCACAGGCAUGAGUGGCAUGCACCUCCUCACAGUAACCAUCCCAGAGCCUUGAACUUUCUGCAAUCAUGGGAAUAUCUGCUCUCCAAAACAAUGGCAGCUACUAGCACAUGUGGCUACUGAGCACUAGAAAUGCUGCAACUGGAAAACUGUCAUUUUUUUUUUUUGAGAAAAGAGUCUGACAGUUGUCCAGGCGGAAGUACAGUGCUGCAAUCUUGGCUCACUGUAACCUCCGCCUCCUGGGUUUAAGUGAUUCUCCUGCCUCCCAAGUAGCUGGGAUUACAGGCAUGAGCAACCACACCUGGUUAAUUUUUUCUAUUUUUAGUAGAGAUGGGGUUUCACUGUGUUGGCCGGGCUAGUCUUGAACUCCUGGCCUCAAGUGAUCCACACACCUUGGCCUCCCAAAGUGCUGGGGUCCACUGUGCCAGCCCAAUUUACAUAAUUUUAAUUGAAUGGCUAAAUGUGACUUCCGGCUACUAUAUUUGCUAGCGCAGGUCAAAAGAAUAAAUCUAGAGUGAGAAGACAGGAAAUCACAUAUAGCAUCACCUUUCUGGGUCCAAGCUUCUCAAAAACCUGCCUCAUCUUCCCUCCUACACAAAAAUAUAUUUCCACAAACAUAUCCUCCAUUUCCAGACAUGUGUCCCCUAAUUUAUGCUCACUUGCCUUCUUAUUUUUUUAAGAUGGGGUUUCACCAUGAUGGCCAGGCUGGUCUUGAACUCCUGACCUCAGGUGAUCCACCCACCUCGGCCUCCCAAAGUGCUAGGAUCAUAGGCAUGAGCCACCGCGCCUGGCCUCACUUGCCUUCUAACACAGAGAGGAAAAGGUAUAUGAAUGACUGGAUGAUCCUCGGAUAUACCGAAAAAUGUGAAACACUCUUCAACUUGCACCCAUUGAAUGCAAAACUACCUUCUUGAAAAAAAACAUACAUUAAAGUAUAGUAAAAGGCUACCAGAUCUUAAACAAUGAAUUCGAAUCCUCACAGUGUGAACAAUUACCUGUGCAUGCACUAAAGAGCUUCAUUUUACUGUAAGGAGAAAAAGCAAAUAUAUUAACAGGUAUUAAAGAAAGCCCUUAGCCGAGAAAAAAUGUAUUCCUCUCCUUUCUAAUCUUUUUAUUUUUUUUUGAGACAGGGUCUCACUAUGUUGCUCAGGAUGGAGUACAGUGCAUGAUCUUGGCUCACUGCAACCUCCGGCUCCUGGGUUCAAGUGAUUCUCCUGCCUCAGCCCCCUGAGUAGCUGGGAUAACAGGUGCCUACCACCAUACCCGGCUAAUUUUUGUAUUUUUAGUAGAGACAGGGUUUCACCAUGUUGGCCAGGCUGGUCUCGAACUCCCGACCCCAAGUGACCUACCCGCCUUGGCCUCCCAAAGUCCUACAAUUACAAGUAUGACCCACUGCACCAGGCCUAAUCCUUUUUUAUUGGACUUCAAAGAAAAGCUGUAUGUGAGGAAAGGUGGUAUAAAUAAUACCGCACGUACUAUCUGCAGGCAGAAAUCUGGGUUUUCUGGGCUGGGAUCGAUGGAGAGCCAAGAAAGGGAGUCUCGGUGGAAGGGCAGAUUGAAGACAAGCCGUGGCUGAAAGAGUUCUGAAAACUCACUAGAGAAUUCAAGUAAAGAAAAUGAGGCCUCAUAAUCUCUGGGGCUCUGGAAGCUGCUAGCAGGAUGAAAGCCAUGUGACUGGAGUCUUUGGUUGAUUUCAUCAGACAACCACAGAGUAGAGCUGGUAAAGGAACAACUCCUGGGAGAGAUGUGAUGCAAUGGACUUGGGUAAUCAGCUACACACCUGGUUUUUUUGUUUGUGGGGGAGGUGGUAGAGAAAUGAAGAGCAGUAAAGUGGGGCUUCUGGA
This is a messenger RNA of Callithrix jacchus (white-tufted-ear marmoset), 3866 nucleotides long. NCBI's taxonomy places the organism in Eukaryota, Metazoa, Chordata, Mammalia, Primates, Cebidae. The record is from RefSeq and is a predicted model, not a curated record.